Molecule: messenger RNA, 3201 nt
Organism: Salvelinus sp. IW2-2015
Lineage: Eukaryota; Metazoa; Chordata; Actinopteri; Salmoniformes; Salmonidae
Source: RefSeq, a predicted model, not a curated record
UGUAGGCCUUCCAUGUUUUUCUCUAAUUUAAGAAUCAAGCAGUAAUGUUUGAGAGCAGAUUUGACUGUAUACAAUUACCCCACUCAUUCUAACCCCCGAGUAAUUCCACARACAUUUCUCCCUCACGGUGCCUAUUCCUUAAUCCAUUUUGCAACACACACACACGCACGCACACACGCACGCACACACACACGGGGAUGAUAUAUAGGCCGAAUUGGAAAGGCAAUGACAGUGACACAAACAAACACUUAUGUUUUAUUCAGGCCUAAUGUAAAGGCAGUGGGCAGACUGUCAGAUGUGUAUAGGCUAAUAGUGUUUGCAACCAACAAAAAACCUGGACCAUGCAUGCAUCAUGCAAUUCACCAUGAAACAUUCAUAUGCAAAUAGAAGUUGACCUACAGUGUCUUAGUGCUCAAUGAAUUACAUUAUAUUCUUUGAGAGCAAAAGUAUGUCUAGGUUUUCUAAACAUGGUUUUAAACUAUAGGCCUUGGCUACAUCUUUAUGCUAUUUUAAAAAAUCUUAAAUUACAACAAUAGCCUACAAACAAUGGAGAAAUCGUCAUACGUGUUUUUGUUAUGAUAAGGUAUGCAUAAUGCAUAUUUUUAAAUACCUCAUGUUGGUAUUUGGUGGAUACAAUGCUGCCAAUCGCAAUUCACCAUUUGUAAAAACCACGCAUGGCAGUAGCUAGUGUUACAAAAGUUUCCAAAGCAAACACAUUCGUUUUAAAAGGCCAUGUGGAGUCAAAAUGGCGCCACGCAAACUGGCAACACUCUUUGAGCCAAUCACAUCCACCCUUCCUGCGCUGUCACUGGCCAUUCGUGAUUACGCACUUCCACUUUCCGACCGGCCGCUUCUUCUCGCUCGCGCUGUGUGUAGCCUUCGCUGAAGUGGAAAAAAUACGGUGUCGAAACGGAUUGUAAACACGACUAAAACAUGACAUUUCGGCCAAGUGAGACCAAAAGCGUUGUCACAGUGGGUAGAUGAGGAUCUUCUGCAAAGGUUUAGGCUCAUCUUUGUUGUCUUCGCAUGUUCACUUUCUCCGUAGAUGGUCUCCGGCGAGCUGUGCCUGGCAGCGGACAACGAAUUUUUGGCAAAUAAUAUGAAGGAGAUGAUUGGAGGUUGCUGCGUGUGCUCAGACGAGAGAGGCUGGGCAGAAAACCCUCUCGUCUACUGUGACGGUCACGGCUGCAAUGUUGCAGUCCAUCAAGCGUGCUAUGGCAUCGUGCAGGUGCCCACUGGACCCUGGUUCUGCAGGAAGUGUGAAUCUCAGGAGAGAGCAGCCAGAGUGAGAUGUGAGCUUUGCCCCCACAAAGACGGCGCCCUCAAGAGGACCGAUAACGGAGGUUGGGCCCAUGUGGUGUGUGCCCUCUACAUCCCAGAAGUGGAGUUUGCUAAUGUCUCCACCAUGGAACCCAUCGUACUGCAGUCUGUACCCCACGAUCGCUACAACAAGAAGUGUUAUAUCUGUGAGGACCAGGGCAGAGAGAGUAAAGCUGCCACCGGAGCCUGCAUGACCUGUAACAAACAUGGCUGCCGACAAGCCUUCCAUGUCACAUGUGCCCAGUUUGCUGGGUUGUUGUGUGAGGAGCAAGGGUCGGACGCAGACAACGUCAAGUACUGUGGCUACUGCAAGUACCACUACAGCAAACUGAAACACAAAGAGAGGGAGAGACACAAACCCAAACACAAGAAGACUCUAGAGCUCUCCCCUUCCCUCGCUUCAACUCUCAUGCUUGCCUCAGACAAGAGUUACAACAGUAGCAGCAGCAGUGGUGGGGGAGUCUCCGCUAUGCCCGCCUCCUCUCAAAAGCGAUUGGAUGACAGCGCUGCCCGUUUCACCACCGCCAACUUCCAGGAAGUGCCGGUGCACUCCGGGGGUUUAAAGGACAGCCCCCCCACAGGGUCAGAAGGCAAACCGGGGUCGGAGGUCAAACAGGGCAAGAAGAGCAUUAGCCAAGGGGUUGGUGUUCAGCGCGGACGCAAGUCCCUCACACCUGGGAAGUCCCUCCCCUCUGCUGUGGUUACUACGGCAACCUCCUCCACUGCCGCCUCCUCCACUGGAACCUUUCAUCAAGCUCUCCUGCUGUCCAAUAAGACGUCUUCCACCUUGACUCCUCCCACAUCUGACUUCCUGGGCUUCUCUGAUCCGUUGCUACGCUCCGGAGGUGGGGACUCCUUUUCUUCGCCCCCAUUCAGCCGUUGCCUAGUGAAGCCCAGUGAGGUCACGGCCUCGGAGGGCAUGGCUUCGCUCAGCACCUUCGGAUCAAUGAUGUCACUUCCUGGUGGCGUAGCUGGCGCUAAACUGUACGAGAACUCUCACAGCGAGCCGACGGGGAACGUUGCUUCCACAGCCGGCUACAAACGCCCCUCAUCAUCCUCCUCUUCCUCUGCUGGCUCCUCCUCUGGGCCAAGUAUGGGGGAAGGAGGAGAAGAAGGGGUGAAGAAGAAGAGAGGAAACUGGAGGAACCGAUACGGACCCUGCUUCAGUGUUCCGGACGGCAAGGCUACAGACGGACCUGAGCACCACACAGCACCGCUACCUCUCCCCUCCUCUUCUCUCUGCUCCACCUCAUCCGCCUCGCCGUCCCCCUCCUCUACCAGCGCUCUGCCAGGCCGGCCCGGAGGAGGUGGAGGAGAGAGAGUAGGAGAGAGAGGAGGUCUGCUGGGUGUUGGUGUUAGCGUUGGGAUCCAGAAUUCUCCUUCCCUACUGAGGAACGGCAGUCUGCCAUGUCACGGAGUCACCUCUACUCCCUCUGGCACCGGUGCGUUCUCCAGUUGUGACGGGUCGUCAGGGGUGGGACCUGCUCCUAUGAGUGGAGCUAACUCUGAGUUGCAACAGCCGAUGGCCUCCCUAGCUCCUCCCAGUCCCUUCACUGUCACAGCCCCCAUGAUCAACACGGUCUCCCCCCAUGUGAGUGGGUUACCAGGUCCAGUGUUCAACAUGGCUCCCUCCCACAUGUUUGGAAACCGACUCAACCCUAACUCUGCCAUGGCUGCCCUCAUCGCACAGUCUCAAGCUUCCCCCGCAGAUCAGGAGGGUAGGAGAUGGAAACAGCAUUGGAGCUCCAGGCUUCUCCAGACGAGCCUCUCCCAAGACCACCCUCUGUCCGCGUUCUCCUCUAGGUGGGCUGCAGAUCCGGUAUGACCCAGGAGGGAUGUUGGGGUCAGGUUUGGGGGGGCUAGGGUCAGGUCAGGGAGGUG